Molecule: messenger RNA, 2823 nt
Organism: Oreochromis niloticus (Nile tilapia)
Lineage: Eukaryota; Metazoa; Chordata; Actinopteri; Cichliformes; Cichlidae
Product: protein NLRC3
Exons: 3
Coding region: 65-1555 (496 amino acids)
Molecular function (GO): protein binding
Source: RefSeq, a predicted model, not a curated record
UACAGUUCUGGAGGAUGUGCUGAAAACCAGAGAGGGAGGACCGCUGCCCAAGACCCUGACUGAGAUGUACAUCCACUUCCUGGUGGUUCAGUCCAAAGUGAAGAAGGUCAAGUAUGAUGGAGGAACUAAGACAAAUCAACCCUGGAGUCUAGAGAGCAGGAAGCUGAUCAAGUCUCUGGGAAAACUGGCUUUUGAUCAGCUGCAGAAAGGAAACCUGAUCUUCUAUGAAUCAGACCUGACAGAAUGUGGCAUCGAUAUCAGAGCAGCCUCAGUGUACUCAGGAGUGUUCACACAGAUCUUUAAAGAGGAGAGAGGGCUGUACCAGAACAAGGUGUUCUGCUUCAUCCAUCUGAGUGUUCAGGAGUUUCUGGCUGCUCUUCAUGUCCAUCUGACCUUCAUCAACUCUGGAGUUGAUCUGUUAGAAGAAGAACAAACAUCAUCUCUGCUGUCUAAAGUAAGACCCAAAUCUAAACUCAAACAUCUCCAGAGUGCUGUGGACAAGGCCCUAAAGAGUCCAAAUGGACACCUGGACUUGUUCCUGCGCUUCCUCCUGGGUCUUUCACUGCAGACCAAUCAGAGUCUCUUACAAGGCCUGCUGACACAGACAGGAAGUUGCUCCGAGACCAAUCAGGAAACAGUCCAGUACAUCAAGAAGAAACUCCGCAAGAAACUGCCUGCAGGGAAAUGUAUUAAUCUGUUCCACUGUCUCAAUGAGCUGAAUGAUCGUUCUCUAGUGGAGGAGAUCCAGCAGUCCCUGAUUUCAGGAAGUCUCUCCAAAGAUGAACUGUCUCCCUCUCAGUGGUCAGCUCUGGUCUUCAUCUUACUGUCAUCAGAAGAUCAGGAUGUGUAUGACCAAAAGAAAUACUCUGCUACUGAGGAGGCUCUUCUGAGGCUGCUGCCAGUGGUGAAAACUAAUAAAUCUCAGCACGUUGAUAGAAGUCUGGAGCAUCCGAAACAACCAAAGAGAGUGGACCAGAGCACAGAGCAGGUGUUAAGGUUUGCACUGCAAAAAUACUUCUGCGAACUGGAACUGGACCCAAACACAGCGCACAGAAACCUCAAACUGUCUGACAACAACAGGAGGGUGACACAUGUGAGAGCAGUGCAGCCAUAUCCUGAUCAUCCAGACAGAUUUGAGUAUUGGAAUCAGCUUCUCUGCAAACAUGAGCUUACAGGUCGCUGUUACUGGGAGAUUGAGUGGAGAGGAGUGGUUGACGUCGCAGUGACGUACGGACAAAUCCGAAGGAGAGGAGACGGCGAUGACUGCAAGCUUGGAUCCAACGAUCAGUCUUGGAGUCUGAACUGUUGUGAAGAUGGUUACCGUGCUUGUCACAACAACUUUAGGAAGGACGUAGAUUUGGCCCUACCCUCCUCCUCCUCUGUCUCUAACAGAGUAGCAGUGUAUGUGGACUGUCCUGCAGGCACUCUGUCCUUCUACAGAGUCUCCUCUGACAAACUCGUCCACCUCCACACCUUCAACACCACAUUCACCGAACCUCUUUAUCCUGGUUUUGAAGUGUGGUAUGGGUCUUCAGUGUCUCUGUGUUCAGUGUAGGAGGGAACGUUUCCACAUAUGUGGAAAAAUGUUCCAACUGUUGGCUGACUGCAGCUGCUUAGACAAGCUAAGAAGAGAACCAUGUAGAGAUAUUUGUCUGUUCAAAUGUUAUUUUCAAGGGCAGAAAUGUUUUUAAUGUAUGAAAUUAUCAACAUAGAAAAUCAGUGAAAUUUGAUGUCAUGUCAAUGUGUGUGUGUGUGUGUGUGUGUGUGUGUGUAUGCUGAUAAUAAUGUAUAUCUUCAUAAAUGAUAAAGUGUCAUCACGUGGCCCGGGCAUUAAAGACGGUCAAACUGUUAUUUUUUCUGUUGGCAGAAUACCCACUCAUAGUAAUCGAAGUCACGUGUCAUACAUGCCUUACAGUCUCUUAUCACAUGAAAUUAUGGUACUGCAGUAUCGGCAGCACAUUGUUUUUCAUAGUAUUCUCCUCCCACAGAGAUAUUGGUGUAACUAUAACAGGUUAUAACAGGUUCUUCCAGAAAUGUUUUUAAAGGAUUUCUGAUCAUCUGAAGUCAAAUGAUGGCUGGAUGUCUGAGCAUUUCCUUUUUUUCCAUUAAAUUUUAUAUAAAAUGUUUAUUGUAAUUAGUAUUUUUGAAAGCGUAUCUGAAACUGUUGUCAGAAUGUGUCUGUCCUCUGUCUUAUGUACUGUCUGUCAUACAUAGUUAUUGGUAAAGCCACUGUGUACAGUAUGUAUAUGCAAAUUUACUUCAGUUUUACUAAAUGCUGAGAUGUGUUUAAAUACUGAGUGUUUUUGAGAUUUUAUUUCUGUUAUGAAAUGAUUUAGGAUUCAGUACGGUCAAGGUCAGAGGUCAGGUUUUGUAAAAAUCUAGUGAGUGUGAUAACUCACAAAGUCACCUUCCUUCUUAAGGGGUGGUUGUGGCCUAGGAGGUGGAGCAGGUCAUGUAGUAAUCAGAUGUUUGGUAGUUGGCUGCAAAUAUCCUUGGGCAACAUACUAACCCCAAGUUGCUCUCGGAGUGAAAGAAUGAGAUUGCGGAUAUAGGAAGCUUUCUCCGAAGAGUGGCUGGCCCUUAGAGAUGAGGUGAGGAGUUCAGUCAGGAUAGAGCUGCUACUCCUCUAUGCUGAAAGGAGUCAGUUGAGUUGGUUUACACAUCUGACCAGAUCUCUCCUGGUUCAUAUUGCUUCUUCACUGGACUAUAGUAAUUCACCGUUAAAAAAAAAUCCAGUUGAUCCAAACUGCUUGAUCCAGAUAGAGAGGGCAUAUUUCUCUUCAUCCUGCUCCUCACAUCCAAGGUUAUACAUUAUUACCCUGA